UGGCCGCAGGCAGACGCGCCGGGCGAGUGGAGAGAAGGCUGGGGGCGACGCGGCGAGCUGCGCCCAUUUCCACCCGUGCCCGCCGCCCUCCGCGGAGCCACGAUGUUCCGGAUGCUGAGCAGCGGCUUUGAGGACGACCCCUUCUUCGCUGAUUCCUUUCUUUCACACCGAGAAAGUAUGCGCGACAUGAUGAGAAGUUUCUCUGAACCUUUUGGAAGAAACUUGCUCAGUGUAUCUGAUGGUAGAGGAAGAACACACAAUCAUAGAGAUAAUGAUGGUGAAGAUUCCUUAACUGCAACAAGUUUUUCUCUUGUGCCUUUUGGAAGGCUUGGUGGUAUGCAUGCAGAUGUCAACCCUUUUCAGACAAUGGAUCGGAUGAUGUUAAAUAUGCGAAACAGUAUGCAGGAGUUACAAAGAAACUUUGGUCAGCUCUCAAUGGAUCCGAAUGGGCAUUCGUUUUGUUCUUCCUCUGUCAUGACCUAUUCCAAAGUAGGAGAUGAACCACCGAAGGUGUUCCAGGCCUCAUCUCAAACCAGGAGGGCUCCAGGAGGAAUAAAAGAAACCAGAAGAGCGAUAAGAGAUUCUGACAGCGGUCUAGAGAAAAUGGCUGUUGGUCAUCAUAUCCAUGACCGAGCUCAUGUCAUUAAAAAGUCAAAGAAUAACAAGACGGGAGAUGAAGAGGUCAAUCAAGAGUUCAUCAAUAUAAAUGAAAGCGAUGCUCAUGCUUUUGAUGAUGAGUGGCAAAAUGAAGUUUUGAAGUACAAGCCUACUGGACGGCCACACAAUCUAGAGAACACUAGAAUGCGAAGUGUGGGUCAUGAGCAUCCAGUGUCACGAGAACCCAAAAGAAGAGAGAAAAUUCAUCAAAAUCCAGCCGUCGAGAAUGGAAGAAGAGCACACGUUUUUGCAGACAAACUCAACAUCAAAGAAUCACCUUUGAAAAUCAGCAAAAAAUAAACAAUGCCUUUCAUGUGUUUAAUUGGUUGUUUAACAAAGAAAGUCAUGGUGCUAGAUAACAUACAAAAGACCAAUUUGUCGUUAAUUGAUACUGUACUUUGAAACUUUCUUCAGAUUUCUUCUGAAUCUGAAUGUUCUUGCAAGUUUUAGCUUUGCAUUGUUCAUACAUUAGGAAUAAAAUUUUGAUGUUCAACAAUGUGA
Microtus oregoni (creeping vole) is the source of this 1158-nucleotide messenger RNA. RefSeq names its product myeloid leukemia factor 1 (gene Mlf1). NCBI's taxonomy places the organism in Eukaryota, Metazoa, Chordata, Mammalia, Rodentia, Cricetidae. Gene Ontology annotation, biological process: regulation of DNA-templated transcription. Gene Ontology annotation, cellular component: nucleus; cytoplasm. The record is from RefSeq and is a predicted model, not a curated record. The transcript is spliced from 8 exons. The coding region runs from base 103 to 957 and encodes 284 amino acids.